ACUUCCUCCACAAUCUGCAUUCACACGUGACCUCCCGGCGUCUACACUCCAGUUUUUUCCGUGUCUCCACCCCAGCCCCAGGCCUGACGGUAGGAGUUGGAACCGCGGGACAGCCAGUCUCCUAGCCCCGUGGCCAUCCGUCGCGAUGGCGCUGCGGAGCGCGCUCCUCUGCUGCCUCCUGGUCGCCUGGCACGGCCGACCCGGCCUGGGCUUUCGGAGUCCCGCUGCGGCGGUGGGACAGUUUUGGCAUGUGACUGAUUUACACCUAGACCCUACUUAUCACCUCACAGAUGACCUUAGACAAGUGUGUGUUACAUCCAAAGGAGCCAAAGCUUCUAAUCCUGGAGUUUUUGGAGAUGUUCUGUGUGAUUCUCCAUAUAUGCUUAUUUUAUCUGCAUUUAAGUUUAUUAAAAAUUUUGGACAAGAUACAUCUUUUAUGAUCUGGACAGGGGACAGUCCACCUCAUGUUCCAGUACGUCUUCUAUCAACAGACAUUGUUAUAAAUGUAAUUGCUAACAUGACGGCCAUAAUUCAGGAUCUCUUUCCAAAGCUUCAGGUUUUCCCUGCACUUGGGAAUCAUGACUAUUGGCCACAGGAUCAGCUGCCUAUUAACACCAGCAGGGUGUAUGAAGCAGUAGCAAACUUCUGGAAACCAUGGUUGAAUGAAGAUGCUAUUGCUACUUUUACGAAAGGUGGCUUUUACUCACAGAAAGUGGCUCCUGAUCAGAACCUUAGGAUCAUCAGUCUAAACACAAAUUUGUACUACAGCCCAAAUACUGUGACUCGGAAUAUGACUGAUCCAGCAAAUCAACUUGAAUGGCUCGAAAACACACUAAACAUCUCUCAGCAAAAUAAUGAGAAGGUGUACAUAAUAGCCCAUGUUCCAGUGGGGUAUCUGCCCUAUUCGAAGAGUACCACAGCAAUGAGAGAAUUCUAUAAUGAAAAGUUGAUAGAGAUUUUUAGAAAAUACAGUGAUGUCAUUGCAGGACAAUUUUAUGGGCACACUCACAGAGAUUCCAUUAUGAUUCUUUCAGAUAAGAAAGGAAAUCCAGUAAAUUCUUUAUUUGUGGCUCCUGCUGUUACCCCAAUGAAGAGUGUUUCAGAAAAACAAACUAAUAAUCCUGGUAUCAGGCUAUUUCAGUAUGAUCCUCAUGAUUAUAAAUUAUUGGAUAUGCUACAGUAUUAUUUGAACUUGACAGAUGCUAAUCUAAAGGGAGAUGCAAACUGGAAGUUGGAGUAUAAUCUGACCAAUACAUAUGGCAUUGAAGAUUUGCAGCCCAAAAGUUUGUAUGGAUUAGCUAAACAAUUUGCAAUCAAAAACAGUACACAGUUUAUGAAGUACUACAAUUAUUUCUUUGUGAGUUUUGACAAAAUUGGAAUUUGUAAAGGCAAAUGUAAAACCCUUCAAGUUUGUUCAAUUAUGAAUCUUGAUCAUGCUUCUUACUUAGAUUGUAUCAAAAAACAUUAUAUAAGGUACAAUGCAUAAAAUUUUACCUUUUGUGUUAAAACAAAUUGAAUCAUUGUUCAAUUGCUGAGCUUAGU
Molecule: messenger RNA, 1542 nt
Organism: Suncus etruscus (white-toothed pygmy shrew)
Lineage: Eukaryota; Metazoa; Chordata; Mammalia; Eulipotyphla; Soricidae
Gene: SMPDL3A
Product: sphingomyelin phosphodiesterase acid like 3A
Exons: 8
Coding region: 146-1486 (446 amino acids)
Biological process (GO): sphingomyelin catabolic process
Molecular function (GO): sphingomyelin phosphodiesterase activity
Source: RefSeq, a predicted model, not a curated record